This is a messenger RNA of Fulvia fulva, 963 nucleotides long. RefSeq lists its product as uncharacterized. Lineage: Eukaryota; Fungi; Ascomycota; Dothideomycetes; Mycosphaerellales; Mycosphaerellaceae. The record is from RefSeq and is a predicted model, not a curated record. Gene Ontology annotation, biological process: mitochondrial proton-transporting ATP synthase complex assembly. The transcript has a single exon. The coding region runs from base 1 to 963 and encodes 320 amino acids. Gene Ontology annotation, cellular component: mitochondrion.
AUGAACUCAUCGGCAUUGCUCUUCCGGCGGUGCGCCGCGCGAUCACAAACGCCCAUCAAAUGCUAUCAGCGACGAUGGGCGCAAGUCCACGAUGUGCGAUUCUACGCAGCACACCAGAAUCCCAAGCACAUCCAAGAUCGAUACAAGGAGAAAUUGGACCAGAAGGCAAAGGAAAAAGGCUUGAAGGACGCCGAAGAACUACGGACUGCAUACGCCGAUAAGAUCCAACAACUGCGCAAAGAAACAAUAGUCCCAGGCGUCAACGCACCCCUCAGCGAACAACAACCCCCCUCACCCCAAAACGCCUCCGAAACAAUCCCCUUCCAACCACCCCCACCCCCGACACCACAACAACAACCCUCCAAGGCGCCCAAGAGCGACACUCCCGUCAAGACCCUGUCAUCCUUCAUCGACGUCGAGAAGACCGCCCAACUACCCCAAAAAGAGAUCGAAACAAUCUGGCGCCUCCGCCACGUCCGCGACGCCCAAUCCCUCUGCGCCGUCCUCAACACCUCCACUUUCCAACGCAUAAUUCAAACAGCCCGCAAACACCCCCAAUUCAUCCUGCCCCUUCCCCGCGAGGGCCAAGGCGCCGAGAUCCACUUCCUGCAAUGGACUUUCCCAUCAGAAACGACCGCGACCGUCCUCUUCACACAUCUAGCAGAGUUCAAGCUACGAGGAGAAUAUGCGCAGCCGCACACGACGAUAACGCAUCAUCUGGAUUUGGCGGAAGAGAAGGGCGUGGUAUUGCUCGAGGGACGAGUGAUGGAGAAUCGCGGGAUCAGUGUGGAUGAGGGCAAGUUUCUGUUGAUGAAUUUGCAGAAGUUCUAUGGUUUUGAGGCGCAGAGCGAGGCGGCGAGGGAGAAUAAAGAGAGGAGGCGGAAGCUGAUGGAGCAGUUUAGUGGAGGGGAUGAAGGGUUCAAAGUGGAAGAGUUGUUGGAGGAGGCGGAGAAGGUGCCGUGA